AUUUAACCCAGGUUUGCCAACAUUAAAAAACAAGAUUUCUUCUCGGUCCGUCUGCGUUUUGUUGCACGUGGAUUAUAAUAACUAUAAGGCAACAUGGUAGCCCAAAAGAAACAGAAAAAAGCUAUUGAAAGCAUUAACAGCCGUUUGGCUUUGGUUAUGAAAUCUGGCAAAUAUUGCCUAGGAUAUAAACAAACCCUUAAAACUCUACGACAAGGUAAAGCCAAACUUAUCAUCAUUUCCAACAACACACCUCCACUUAGGAAAUCAGAAAUUGAAUAUUAUGCUAUGUUGGCCAAAACUGGAGUUCACCAUUACACAGGAAAUAAUGUCGAACUAGGCACAGCGUGUGGUAAAUACUUCAGGGUGUGCGCUAUGUCCAUCACAGAUCCAGGUGAUAGUGACAUUAUUAGGUCGAUGCCUGCUGGUGAUGGAGGACUACAGUAAAUAAUUUAAGUCAUUGAUAAUUUCUAAAUUUUUAUUUCUAUGAAUGUAAAUUAAAAUAGAAAAGUUAACAGUG
Messenger RNA from Anoplophora glabripennis (Asian longhorned beetle), 517 nucleotides. RefSeq names its product 60S ribosomal protein L30 (gene RpL30). Bases 94 to 444 code for a protein of 116 amino acids. The record is from RefSeq and is a predicted model, not a curated record. NCBI's taxonomy places the organism in Eukaryota, Metazoa, Arthropoda, Insecta, Coleoptera, Cerambycidae. Gene Ontology annotation, molecular function: RNA binding; structural constituent of ribosome. The transcript is spliced from 3 exons. Gene Ontology annotation, cellular component: cytosolic large ribosomal subunit.